Molecule: messenger RNA, 1343 nt
Organism: Liolophura sinensis
Lineage: Eukaryota; Metazoa; Mollusca; Polyplacophora; Chitonida; Chitonidae
Product: lathosterol oxidase-like
Exons: 6
Coding region: 76-1035 (319 amino acids)
Biological process (GO): lipid biosynthetic process
Molecular function (GO): iron ion binding; oxidoreductase activity
Source: RefSeq, a predicted model, not a curated record
GCCCAUCUUGCCCAGGCCUCCAAAGACGGGUGUUCUGGGCCCACAUUGAGCGAACGAUUGCUGAAAUUUCUGGUGAUGGUAGCCGUGUUUCUGCUGGCGGCAACUGUCCGAGGUGAGUGGCUUUUGCUGGUAGUCUUGCUCGGGAAGAGUCGUCUACAGUUGUGGUAUGCUCAGCUGUGUGAGGUGAUAGAGGAACCGUCAGGGCACCAAAGCCUCACCAAUAGAUCAGGUGAAGGGGGAUUUAGCCUGGAUCGUUACAAACUCCAAAACGUACACCUUGUGAUAGGAUUUUCUCUGCUGACGUCGUUCAUCAUGUUCUAUACAGUGUCCUGGGGAUUGCAGUGGAUUUAUUACAUUAAACGUCGAGAUAAGCCUGAGGAGUGGAAAUGCCAGCCAGACCGGUUCCUGACUCCGGACAAUGAGCGCCAUGAGAUCUUUAUGGGUUCCUGUAACAUGGCGCUGGGGGCGGUUGUGUCAGGAAUCUUGGCCACCUACAUCAUCAAUGGCGGGCACACAACAUUGUAUUACGGGUUAGCCGACCGAGGCUAUCUGUACCUCGUGCUUUCCAUCCCUGGCCUGUUCCUCUAUGACGAAGCCUCAGCGUAUUACUACCACAGGAUGUACCACAGCCCCUUGCUGUACCGCUGGAUUCACAAGGCCCAUCACCGCUACGGUUGCCCUACCGCCUUCAGUGCUGUCGCCAUGCACCCACUGGAGAUGUUGCAUUACCAGGCCUAUCUGGCUGCUCCAGCUUUCACUGUGCCGCUACAUGCUGGUGCAUUUGUCGGAGUUCUGCUGUACAUCUACUACUACGGCAUGAUUGACCAUUCGGGGAUUCGGUUUGAUUCUAUCUGGCCAUGGCAGGAACCCUCAGUAUUCCACGACAAUCACCAUCGAUAUUUUCACUGUAACUUUGGCGCCAAUACCAAACUCUUCGAUUGGCUGCAUGACACAUGUCGCAGAAAAGACAGGAUCUACGGGGAGCACAUAUUUGGAGGCAGAGGUAAAAGGAAGGAAAGUUCGAAACAAAACUAGCGGCGAGUGAAGGGGAGAUUCAGUGCUGUCAUAUAGCUGAAGAGAAAUCAGUUGCCGUUUGCAACUUAAAUUUGCUUAUGACGCUGAUGUACAGUACACAUCAAGCACAGAGAAUUCAAUGCAAAUUACAAUGUUGACCAAAAAUCAUCGUUAGUAUACAAAAAAGCGCAUGGACGAUAUCAGCACUUUAAUUUUGUUGUCUGAUGGUUCCAUGACUUCACGUGGAGAGUCAGGGGUGUCAUCGCCGAUGAUGAAUCAGUUGUUGUCUGUAACACAGAUUUACUAAUGACGCAGAUGUACCCAAGGUA